Oryzias melastigma (Indian medaka) is the source of this 4321-nucleotide messenger RNA. It is a transcript of the gene dhx37, whose product is annotated as DEAH (Asp-Glu-Ala-His) box polypeptide 37. Lineage: Eukaryota; Metazoa; Chordata; Actinopteri; Beloniformes; Adrianichthyidae. Gene Ontology annotation, biological process: maturation of SSU-rRNA from tricistronic rRNA transcript (SSU-rRNA, 5.8S rRNA, LSU-rRNA). Gene Ontology annotation, molecular function: RNA binding; ATP binding. The record is from RefSeq and is a predicted model, not a curated record. The transcript is spliced from 27 exons. The coding region runs from base 416 to 3823 and encodes 1135 amino acids. Gene Ontology annotation, cellular component: nucleolus; intracellular anatomical structure.
AUGCCAUGAUGCUUUAGAGCUCAUCUUUUUUUUUUUUUUAAAUGCACAACAACCGGCUGGUUUUCCCAGUGUUAAUUAAUUACAACAUUGAAUAAAUAAAAUAACUAUAAUAAUAAAUAAAUACAUGUAAAAUCUAUAAUUCUAUUUACAGUUGCCGAAUGUACCAAAACAACACCCUGUGUUUGAUUGACUCCCAAAAUGGAAGACGUCGCGUGCGUCACUAGUGUUCUGGACCCGGAACUGUUUAGUAAGCUGUACGUCGUCGCGGCGGACCCUUUUAAGCGAUGGACACUUGAAUAUUUUCACGUGUUUUCUGCAUGAAGGAUGUUUAUCUAUAAUUUAGUCACGUUUAAGACAACAUUUAUGAAAUCCAAUUAACAGGAACUGCUUGUUGAUAUCCAAACCUGUGAGCAGAAUGGGAAAACUGAGGAAGAAACAUAACUGGAAAGGAAGACAGCAGAGUGAUCCUGAAAAAGUAAAAGAUGAGAAAACAAAGAUUACAGUAGAAUUCGAAGAUGGAGGCAGACUGAAAGGUGUAGAUGAAAGCAAUGCUUUAGUCCUUCCAGCCAGUAAAGCUAAGAAAAAUAAGAACUCCUCACAGAAUGUUGUUACCAGCAAAAAGCCUUUAACUAAGAAGCAGAAGAAAGAGCUGCAGAAGGUGUUGGAGCGAAAGGAGAAGAAAGCUCAGAGGGCAGACAUCCUGAGCAAACUGGCUGAGGUGCAGCUUCCAGAGUCUGAGCUGAAGCUGCUGUACACAACGUCCAAACUGGGAACAGGAGACAAGCUCUACCAGAGUAAACUGUCAUCGGAUGAGCUGAAAGACGGAGAAGGGACUCCAAAGGUCAGCAGCAUCAGUGGUGCCAACAGGAAGAGAAAAUGGAAAGAUGAGGAGGAAGAGGAGGAUGAACAGGAAAAAGCUGAAGAAAGUAGUGAUUUGGACACUUCGUCUGAGGAGGAGGACGAAGAUGAAGUGAAGGACACCACAGAGACAAGUGAACCUAAGGAAACCAACCCUCCUUGUCAGGAGACGAAGCCCACACAGGAAGUGACGGCAGAGAAGAAGAUUCCUGAAGACAAAAAGCUGUCGGAGCCGGCUGUUUUUGUUCCGGUUGACAGAUCGCCAGAAGUCCAGGAGGCUCGUCUCAAGCUGCCCAUACUGGCAGAAGAGCAGGUGAUCAUGGAGGCCGUGAAGGAAAACCCCUGCACGGUGAUCUGUGGAGAGACGGGGAGUGGAAAGACCACACAAGUCCCUCAGUUCCUCUAUGAAGCCGGCUAUGCCAGCAGCAGUGGGAUGAUCGGCAUCACCGAGCCGAGGAGAGUCGCCGCCGUCAGCAUGUCUCACAGAGUGGCCAAAGAGAUGAACCUGCCCACACGGGUGGUAUCGUAUCAGAUCCGAUAUGAAGGGAACGUGACAAGUGACACAAAGAUCAAGUUCAUGACUGACGGCGUCCUGCUGAAGGAGAUCCAGAAGGACUUCCUGCUUCAGAAGUACAGCGUGAUCAUCAUCGACGAGGCGCACGAAAGGAGCGUCUACACAGACAUCCUCAUUGGAUUACUGUCGCGUAUCGUGCCGCUGAGAAACAAGAAAGGGAUGCCCAUGAAGCUGAUGGUCAUGUCCGCCACUCUGCGAGUUGAGGACUUCACAGAAAACCAGAAGCUGUUUCGCAAUCCCCCGCCUGUGGUCAAGGUGGACGCUCGUCAGUUCCCGGUCACCGUCCAUUUCAACAAACGCACGCCACUGGAGGAUUACACCGGAGAGGCCUUCCACAAGACCUGCAAAAUCCACCGCAUGCUGCCUCCAGGAGGUAUCCUGGUGUUUCUGACGGGUCAGGCUGAGGUCCACGGUCUCUGCAGGAGACUCCGAAAAGCUUUUCCCUUCAGGAGGGCGAACACAGCUGAAUGUGAGGAUGGAGACACAGCUGAGGACAUGCAGAAGUUCAAGAAAACCAAACACAAGAAGAUGGUGUCUCUUCCCCGAAUCGACUUGGAUAACUACUCGGCUCUGCCUCUGGAUGAGGGAGACGAGGACAGGGAGGCGGACAUUGAGGACGGCGACUCGGACCUCGACCUCGGAGAUGAUCCCGCCGGUACAGAAGAUAAAAGUGACCCCUCCAUCCCUCUGUAUGUCCUCCCGCUCUACUCCCUGUUGGCCCCGAAUCAGCAGGCGAAGGUGUUCAGGCCUCCUCCACCUGGUACUCGUCUUUGUGUGGUCGCCACCAACGUAGCAGAAACAUCUCUGACCAUUCCAGGCAUCAAAUACGUGGUUGACUGUGGUCGAGUUAAGAAGCGGUUCUACGACCGAGUCACGGGAGUGUCGUCCUUCAAAGUGAUGUGGACGUCGCAGGCUUCGGCCAAUCAGAGAGCGGGGAGAGCGGGGAGAACGGAGCCGGGACAUUGCUACAGGUUGUAUUCCUCUGCUGUGUUUGGAGACUUCAGUCUGUUCUCAGAGGCGGAGAUCACUCGCAGGCCUGUUGAAGACCUGGUUCUUCAAAUGAAAGACCUCAACAUAGACAAGGUGAUCAACUUUCCUUUCCCGACGCCUCCUUCCUUUGAGGCUCUUGUUGCAGCAGAGGAGCUACUGAUCUCUUUAGGAGCGCUGGAGGAGCCGCCGCGCUCAGGAAGAGUGAAGGAGAUGCAGCGAGCGAGGCUGAGCUGUCCCAUCACGCCGCUGGGUCGGGCCAUGGCUUCCUUCCCCGUCUCGCCUCGUUACGCAAAGAUGUUGUCCCUCGGGAAGCAGCAGGACUGCCUGCCGUACGUCAUCGCUGUGGUGGCAGCCAUGACAGUUCGGGAGCUUUUCGAAGAGCUUGACAGACCUGCAGGAAGUGAAGAUGAAAGCUCCAAACUGGUCCAGCGGCGAGCUCGACUCACCCAGAUGAGGAGGUUGUGGGCGGGACAAGGAGCCUCGCUUCUUCUGGGGGACCUCAUGGUUAUGUUGGGUGCUGUAGGUGCUUGUGAAUUUGCUGGCUGCUCUCCUAAGUUUUGUGAAGACAAUGGACUGAGAUACAAAGCCAUGGUGGAGAUCAGAAGACUUCGAGGUCAACUCACCAACGCAGUUAACGCCGUAUGUCCGGAGGUGGGCGUGUUUGUGGACCCUAAGAUGACUCCUCCCACAGAACAUCAGGUGGUUUGCUUGAGGCAGAUUGUCCUGGCAGGACUUGGUGAUCAUCUUGCAAGGCGAAUCCGUGAAGAAGAACUGCUGGACCCUAAAUGGAGGAACGGAUACAAAACUCCUCUGCUAGACGAUCCAGUGUUUAUUCAUCCCAGUUCUGCCCUGUUCAAGAAAGUGCCAGAGUUUGUGGUCUACCAGGAGAUUACAGAGACGUCUAAAAUGUACAUGAGAGGUGUUUCAGCUGUUGAAGCAGAGUGGGUUCCACAGCUUCUGCCUCAGUACUGCCACUUUGGGGCUCCUUUAGAGUCGCCUCUGCCCUGGUUCUGCUCCUCCUCUGGCACCGUCCGGUGUCACUGCUCGAGCACAUUUUUCCGUGUGGGUUGGCAGCUGCCUGCCAUAGAGAUGGAGCAUCCAGAGGGGCUGGAGCGCUUCAAGCUGUUUGCAAGGUUCUUUCUUGAUGGAGAGGUGUGUCCCAAACUGAAGAAACACUGUGAUUAUCUUCUCUCCAACCCCUCCAUCAUGCUGAAAACAUGGGCAAAACUGCAGCCCAGAACAGAAGCGUUACUGGUUCCUCUAGUGUCAAAGAAGGUCGACUGCAGGGAUGCCCUUCUUUCCACCUGGAAGACUGAUGAUAAAUUUCUGUUGUCUGCCUACUGUCAGUGGUUACCUGAAUCCGUUCACCAGGAAGUUGCAAAGACUUGGCCUCCUUUAUAAACUUCAGAAAAGAACAAAAUGUUAACUUCGACAUCUAGAAGAUCUAAUUACUUCAAAUUUUGCAGUUUUUCAAAAAAAACUUCACUAAAACUGCAACUUUGGUCAUUUUUGGAUGUAAUUUUUGUACUAUAUUUGACUUUUACUGCCAUUCAGCCAAAAAUAAUUUUUAUCUUGUUCUCUGUUGUAACUGUUUUUAACUUUGUGCUGCUAACAUUUAGCUGUGUCAAAAACAGAUUUGGAAAAAAAUGUAAGAUUCUGUCAAAAGCAGUUGUAGGAGUUAUUCACUUUCAGAAAAAAUGUAAUUUUGAAGCAUUUGAAUGUGAAUAAAACUAUUGUACUUUUAAAAAUUUGUCAACCUUAAAUAAUUGAUGCAUUUGUUUGGCUGCAAAGUUGCAUAAACACUGACACUUUUUUUGUUUUGUUUAAAAGCAUUUUUAUUUUUUUGAGAAUGUUAAUGUCUCUGAUAUAGUAAACAUUUAAAGAUCUUUACAAACCAAA